AUGGCAGCCGAUGCCCAGCAACAUAGGUGGUACCUAGAAAAUACGGCAAAAGUUUGCUUUUUCCCCAAGUGCAUACCAAAGCAUCGAGAUUUUGUAGUGUUCCCUUUCAGCCGUACGAAGGAAUUUGAAAACUGGUGGAUCAAAUCUGGAUGGGUCAAUGUGAUACGACUGGAAAGUUUACCGUCUAAAAUCCUAAUUUGCGAGGAGCACUUCGAGAAGGAUCUCAUCAACAGACGGUACAAAGUACCGAGAUUAGCACUAGGAGCCUUACCAACACGCAACGUUGAAUGUCCAACAACAAAACGCAAGAUUCCAAUAAAAAAUCCAACUAACGAGCUUUUCCUGCACAGAGUGUUUUGUCGACUGUGUGGCCAAAUGCAGGCAGCAAAGCUCGAUGAAGAUAUGUCACUAUUAAAACAAUUGGAUAAAAUUUUUCAUCACCAACUGCAACUUUCCGAUUCCGAGAUGCUACCAUUAGGAGUUUGCAGUACAUGCAAGGAAACAGCAAAUAUUAUACAAACGUUCUGGAAUGAAUGCAGUGAAGCGCAAGAGAAAUUGAAAACUAUUUUUAAUGACGAUCACUUAAUAGACAUUCCUAACCCUCCACAAGCGAACGAUGCCAAUCAAAACAGCUUUGACGAUUCUUUCAUGAGUUUUAGAGAGGAAGACGAUCAUAUGUAUUUAAAUAAACAAGAUUAUUCGGCAGAAUGUGAGGAAAUUGAAAUUGAUACUACCGCAUCCCAACAGUUAGACGAGGAACAUUUUGGAGAUGAAUAUGUGUACGAAUCUUACUGUGAGGAAUUGCCAAACCAAUCCUGUAUUACUGAUGCAUGCGAUCAGAUUGAGAUGACGUCUGAUGAAAAUCAAUUAAUUCAGGAAAACUACGCAAUCGAGUAUGUUGAUGAGUCUUCAUCUCAAGAACUUCCAACGGAAACAUUCUUCACAGGCAAAGCAGAAAGUACUGACAAAGGGUUAGAGAAAAAAUCAUCCAAACAGGAAGCACAUAUAUGUGAAGUAUGUGGUAAAACACUCAAGACACUGCAUCGGCUAAGAUCUCAUUUAAAUAUACACAGUACAAUACGUGAGCAUCAGUGCAAUAUAUGUGGCCAUAAAUUUAAAGCUCGCCGUGCACUAAUGGAGCAUAUUGAAUCGAAGCAUGAGCGCAAACUCUUUCCUUGCAAAAUUUGUGGUGUAAAGUAUCGCUGGCAAAAAGGGCUACAACGGCACAUGUCUAGCCACAAGGGAAUGGCUCUGAAACACAGCUGCAAAGUAUGCGGCAAGAGUUUUUCGGUCCCGCAUAAACUGAAGCAUCAUAUGAUGUUGCACACUGGAGAUCGAAUCGAAUGUGACCUUUGCGGUAAAGGAUAUAGAUUUAAUUAUAUGUUGACACAGCAUAAAAUUCGAGUGCAUAAUAUGGUAAUAGAAGGAGUGAAAUUGUAUACAACCGCUAAGCAAAGGAAAAACGCAGAUCGUAAAAAAUAGAAAAGUUACUAUUGUACAAACAAACUUGCAGUGUAUGGCACGAUGCACUAGGCCCUAUUUACUUUCAUUCAUUUGCUUGUCAAGUGAUACUAAAUAAAAAUAAAUAGAAAAUU
This is a messenger RNA of Anopheles nili, 1595 nucleotides long. Its product is annotated as zinc finger protein 59-like. Gene Ontology annotation, biological process: regulation of transcription by RNA polymerase II. The record is from RefSeq and is a predicted model, not a curated record. Gene Ontology annotation, molecular function: DNA-binding transcription factor activity, RNA polymerase II-specific; RNA polymerase II cis-regulatory region sequence-specific DNA binding; zinc ion binding. Gene Ontology annotation, cellular component: nucleus. NCBI's taxonomy places the organism in Eukaryota, Metazoa, Arthropoda, Insecta, Diptera, Culicidae. The transcript is spliced from 2 exons. The coding region runs from base 1 to 1482 and encodes 493 amino acids.